AUGUUUUAAGAAUAAUUAAAAUAAAACUUAGAAAAAUGGAAGAAUCCACAAUAAAAAAUUAUAUUAAUAACUUCUGGAGGUACCUAAGUACCUUUAGAAAAAAAUCUCGUAAGAUCAAUCGAGAAUUUUUCAACAGGGCAAAGAGGAGCUUUAUCAGGUGAAUAUUUUUUAAAAAAUAAUUGUAAAGUAAUAUAUUUUUACCGAAAAAAAUCAUAUAUACCUUUUACUUGGCGAUUUUCUGUCGAGGAAAUAUUCGAAUAAGGUAUUUAAAAAUACUAAGAUUAUAUAAAUGAAUAUAAAAAAUAUUAAAAUCAUAUUUAAUAUAUAUAAUAUGAAACUGUUUAAGAAUAUUUAGAAAAUAUAAUAAUACUUUGUUAAAUAUUAACUCUUUAUUAAUUUCCUGAAAAUAUUAUUAUCUAUCUAUCAGCGGCAGUAAGUGAUUUCUACAUUCCUUUUGAAGAUUUACCAUAACAUAAAAUAUAAUCAAAUUAAUAAACAGAAGACGGUUUAACUUUAAAACUAUAAAAAGUUCCUAAAUUAUUAGAGAAAAUAAAACAAAUUUGUCAUAAAUCUAAAGUAUUCUCUUUUAAAUUAGAAACUGAUGAAAAAAUACUAGAAAAAAAAAUUUUUGAAUCGUUUGAAAAAUACAAAGUCGAUGGAAUAAUUGGAAAUAUACUCUAGACAAGAAAAAAAGAACUUAUAAUAUAUAUAAAAGAAAAAUAAGAAAUAAAAAAAUAUGAAAUAAAAAUUAAUUAAAAUGAAAGUGAGGUAAAUCUAAAAAAUAAAUUUAUAUUAAAAAUACAUAUAAUAUAUAAUAAUAGCCAAUAGAAAAGAAUAUAAUAGAAUAAAUAUUAUGAAUAUAUGUUAUAUAUAUAUAUAUAUGUAUUUAUAUCUAUAUAUAUUUAUAUUAUGUUAUAUAUUUAGAUAUAUAUAUAUAUUUAUUGUUAUAUAUUUACACUUAUUCAUUUUUUUUAUUCUGAACCAAAAAUUUUGUUUAGAUUUUCAUUCAAUAUUUAAUUAUGA
Messenger RNA from Ichthyophthirius multifiliis, 1023 nucleotides. RefSeq lists its product as hypothetical. Gene Ontology annotation, molecular function: phosphopantothenate--cysteine ligase activity. Gene Ontology annotation, cellular component: cytoplasm; nucleus. The transcript has 3 exons. Gene Ontology annotation, biological process: coenzyme A biosynthetic process. The record is from RefSeq and is a predicted model, not a curated record. Lineage: Eukaryota; Ciliophora; Oligohymenophorea; Hymenostomatida.